AUGUCCACAGGCGUGGACAUUGGUAAAAUCGGUAUAAAAAAUAGUUUAUUCAGUGACAAUGUUGAAAAACUCACAAAGUUGAAGGAAAAUGCCGGAAACAUACCAUGGUUUUAUGAGUGGGUAGUUGGAAUCGAUCUAUUUGCUGAUGAACUAGGAUAUCCCUAUUGUCCAUUUGUGACAUCUCCAUUUAUCGAAUACAUAAAAGAAAUACGAGAUCGCAGACAAAAUGGCACACAAAAUAAAUAUUCUCAGUUCGGCGUACGUGUUCACUGCGGUGAAAAUGUUCAAUAUGCCGAUGAUGACACGCCAGCAUAUCGAUCGUUUGUCGCUCAUAUGUACAUUGUCUUUUGCUGUCUACGCUUCUUACGAUACAAACUUGACUACGGUAUUCGAAUUGAUCAUGGUAUAGCUUUUGAGCGGAUUCUCGGUGAUAGCAUGAGCUCAUCAAUGCAUCGAAAAUCGUCUGUACUUCGAGCAGAAAUGCGUCAUCAAGCUUCCCAACUAUUUGAGAAUAUAGCUUUCGAAGUCAAUAUUACUAGUAAUGAAUACUUACUGAACGAUAAUUUACGUCAAGGAAAUUAUGCGCGAACUCAUUGUCUCGAUGAAUUAUUCAAGUUGAAAGCACCCAUCAUUCUUGCUACCGAUGAUGAUGGAAUAUGGCCGAUCGAUCGGUGUUCAGUCGUUCAUCCUGGUCAUCAUUCAUUAACUGCAGAAUACUGUCGAGCGAUUUCGUCUUCUCUAUUUGCAACACCUAAAGAACUCCAGCGGAUUUUUGACAAUAGCAAGAACUUUUGCUUCUUCGAUAUGGGAGGCAUGCUGCCAACAAUACCAUAUAGUUUUCCAAUGGAUCGUGCUAGUAACAAUGCCGUAAUUCUACAUCCUGAUAUUGUAAAACAUAUUCUUCGUCGAUUGAAACAUACUCGUCGAGUGAAAGAAAUUCAUAAAUUGCUAAAAGAACGUCAGAUUUUUACCGAAAAUGAAAAUAUUAAAUUGUCAGAAGAAUACAGGUGUCGACUGGAUAACAUUAAGAAAUUGGACGAAAAUCGACAGGCGGAAGAAAAACUAAAUGAUAAAUUCAAACAAGCAGAGAGUCAGAAAGAAAUUCAUCCACAGGAAAAAAUUCGUUCAUUAAAAGAACAACAAAUUCUUCUAUUGCAACAAAUUAGUGGAGCAAACGAACAGAAAGUUGCAGAAGGACCUUUUUACACAAAAUACAAUCCAGAUUAUCAAAACAUCCCGGAUGACUACAAUAUCGAGGAUGAUAUUCUGUGGGAAAAAGAAUAUAAGCCAAUGGCACAAGUAGCUUACGUUUGCUCCUGUAUCAAAGACGAUUUAAUCGAUAAUGAAAAAGUCGAUAUUCUACAAGAAUAUCGUAAAUUGUUCAAGCAUGAUGCAAAAGGCAAGCAAUUCCAGUACAUCAACGAAUACUGGAAAUUGAUACACGAUAAAUUUAUGAAACCUGACGAUGAAAACAAACAGUCGAAAAAGUAUCGUCAUGUCUUAAUAUUUCCACCAAGUUCGUCAUUAACCAGUUAUCCAACGUCAGUUAAUACAACAAAUGAUACAAGAGCAUAUAUUUCACCAGUAUACGAGAAAAGUAACUCUUUUUCUGCAGAAAAUUUUGGAGUAGAGUUUGUAGAAGCCCAACAGGGACAAUCAUUGACAAUUUAUAUUUAUCCUGGACACAUGAAUACUGAUAAAUCGAAAGAGUGUUGGAAAGAUGCCUUGGAGAGGCGUGGUUUGAAAAACAUACGUGUAUUUAUUUACACGAAUAAUGAUAAAAACAAAUUUACAUAUAUCGAAUCUGGCAAUUCGCUAAUACUUCAAGUGAAUCCAAAUGCUACCAGACGCGAUAAAGAUGAAAAACAAUUUCUAUACGCGUUAUGUCCUCGCGCUUGCGCAGCAACAGCUGCUCUUCAUUUUAUUGCCAAAGCCAUUAAUCCGAGUUUUCACAAUUCGAUAGUACAAGAUUUUGUCUCAACAUCCGGCAACAUUGCUUCUAAUGAUGCACCUUAUGAAGAAAUUCAGGUGAAAGAAUCGACAUCUGAAGGGGCUAAUGUCCAACUAGUACAACUAGGAGAAACAGAAGUGAACCAAAAGCCCUCACAUGGGCCGGUUGCUACUGGUCUGAAGACAACGUCCUUGGAGGCUUAA
This is a messenger RNA of Didymodactylos carnosus, 2154 nucleotides long. The record is from the annotation of a GenBank genome assembly. NCBI's taxonomy places the organism in Eukaryota, Metazoa, Rotifera, Eurotatoria, Philodinida, Philodinidae.